Messenger RNA from Sinocyclocheilus rhinocerous, 2232 nucleotides. RefSeq names its product proteoglycan 4-like. The coding region runs from base 191 to 1906 and encodes 571 amino acids. The record is from RefSeq and is a predicted model, not a curated record. The transcript has 8 exons. Lineage: Eukaryota; Metazoa; Chordata; Actinopteri; Cypriniformes; Cyprinidae.
UGCUGCUGUUUAUUAUCCUAGUGGCCACCCAAUGCCAUUACCACUGAUCAGCACAUGUAGUAACUCCGCUUCACUCUGCUUGAGGUCACUUUUAAAAUUGUAUGCAGUUUGAGAGCGUCAAGAUCGUAGCAUUGUCCUUCAAACAACAUCAGUUGAACAAUUUAAGAGUUGAAAAACACCGGCAGCUCAUAUGAGCUCGAAGGGAGGCAGAAUCAAACGCACCAAAAAUGUGCGUAAUUUGGAUUCGCAUGAUGCGCCUUCACUAGCGCGAUCAAUAAUCGAUGAGCAGCCAAAUAUUAUACCUGCCGGGCGACAGUUAGAGAGGACACCUCCAUCCAAAAGUGAAAGAGUAACAACAAGCCCCCCCAGCAAACCAGAUGGUUCUCCAACGAGUGAACAAGUGGUCAAAGAUGAGCCAUGCGGCCAGGAAAUAACUAAACCCCUUUCUUGCAAUGGAUCAAAUGAAGUUCUCCAGCACCCUAAAGUUAAAGAUGAGAGGAAGUCGGUCAGGAGGUCUAGUUCUACCGCUGCAUCAGCAACCCCUGGGAAUCCUGAUCCUGAUCCUGAAAUCUUCAUCCAGGGAAUGCAGGGAUACAAAUGGACAGACACAGACCUGGAGUUUGUCUAUCAAACCAAAUGGAAAAAGCGAGUUCAACAGGCACAGCAAGAGUUAAGCGACUUGCAGAAGUCUCUGAAGAGCAUGAAACAAAUGCGGGACAUGGGCUUUGCUGCGCUUGACAAAAUACAGACAGAGCUUUCUAAGGUGGCGUCGUGUCAACGUUUACAGCAAAUUUCCAUGGAAAUACUUCUGAGGUCCCUGAGCUCUAGUCAGCUGGAAGGGCUUGAUCUUAAAGCUCUCCUUGCCAAGCUAAAGGUUGCUGAUGUGCACUGCACUACUGCUGAGGAGAAGGCAGAGGUCAGCAAACUCAAGACAGAGCUGGAAAAAGCACAAGUAUCGAGAGAAAAGGAGGAGCGACUCAUGAAGGACAUUGACAGCUAUAAGGAGAACAUCAAACAAAUCAAGGUAAACGUAGAUACGCUGAAAGCAGAAAUAUCUGCUCUGGAAUCCCAGCUGUCCGGUAAAGAGGAGACACCACAGUCAACUAAACCACGGCGAAAAGGCCACAGAGGCACCAAACCCUCUACUGCCCCUAAAUCCCCUAAACCCCCUUCAAACCCCAAACUUUCCACCUCUUCUCCUGCUCCAAAAACCUCCAAAGCUCCUGCUGAUCCAAAAACCUCCAAACCUUCUCAUGCUCCAAAAACCUCCAAUGCUCCUGCUGAUACAAAAACCUCCAAACCUUCUCCUGCUCCAAAAACCUCCAAAGCUCCGGGUGAUCCAAAAACCUCCAAACCUUCUCCUGCUCCAAAAACCUCCAAAGCUCCGGGUGAUCCAAAAACCUCCAAACCUUCUCCUGCUCCAAAAACCUCCAAAGCUCCUGCUGAUCCAAAAACCUCAAAACCUUCUCCUGCUCCUGCUCCAAAAACCUCCAAAGCUCCUGCUGAUCCAAAAACCUCCAAACCUUCUCUUGCUCCAAAAACCUCCAAAGCUCCUGCUGAUCCAAAAACCUCCAAACCUUCUCCUGCUCCAAAAACCUCCAAACCUUCUCCUGCUCCAAAAACCUCCAAACCUUCUCCUGCUCCAAAAACCUCCAAACCUACUGCCACCCUGAGAGCCCAGACUGCGUCCAAACCUCCUGCCUCACCUCCUACGCUAAAAACCUCCAAAGCUCCUGCUCCAAAACCCUCCAAACCUACUUCUGCUCCUCUUGCACCAAAACCCUCAAAACCUCCUGCCACCCUAAAAGCCCAGACUGCCUCCAAACCUACCACUGCCCCAGAAGCCCCGGAGGGUGAUGUCAGAGGCCUCCGCCGCUCGAAAAGAAUCGCUGGUAAGAAAAAGUAGUGAAGAAUCUACUCAGAAAUGCUCCUGAUCAGUUCAUUCCUCCAGCUCAGGAAGUUGUCUUCAUAUGUUCUUACUCCCAUUCAGGACAGACCUCUUUUUGAAAACGUUUUAAUUUGCAAUGAUGUAAUUUACAGUAGGCUUUUAGACUUGGAGAGAGUAGUUUGGUGCCCUCUAGUGGAUAUGUUGAGUUUAGCAUUUAGGGACACUCAAUGGUGGAAAUCAGAUGUAAUUCUGUCUAAUGGUAUAACCACACAUUAAUGUAGUUUUUUCGAUACUCCACAUGUUAAGAGUUUUUUUCUUUGGAGAUGAAUAAACAUUUUUUUUCA